Messenger RNA from Aspergillus viridinutans, 882 nucleotides. RefSeq lists its product as uncharacterized. The record is from RefSeq and is a predicted model, not a curated record. NCBI's taxonomy places the organism in Eukaryota, Fungi, Ascomycota, Eurotiomycetes, Eurotiales, Aspergillaceae. The transcript is spliced from 2 exons. The coding region runs from base 1 to 882 and encodes 293 amino acids.
AUGCACAUAACGCUUUCCCAGGAACGGACAGCAGCUCUGAACCAGCUCUAUCGCGCAAUCGUCACUUCUCCAGAGCCGCUGCCAGACACUCUUUUCGCCUUGAAUAUCCAGGAUCGGCCGAUGGCACAAUCAUGGUCAUAUGCGCGUCCAGCCGAUCCCACAGCCACCAAGGCGGGGGACUUUCUCAUGCCGCACUUUGCCUUUUGGGCAUGGCCGCUUAAGUAUAUCGGAUCUGUGGACCGGGCACUGACUGCGAUCACCGAGAUCGAAGCGAAUCGGACAUUCCACGCUAAGAUUCCACAAGCUGUCUGGCGCGGCACACCUUGGUUCAACAACGUGCAAAACCAUGAUCUCCGCAAGCGACUAAUUCAGGUUACCACGGGCAAACCGUGGGCGGACGUACAAGCCUUGAGAUGGGAAACCAACGGCCAGACGGCCAGUAACGCUUGCCGCUCCAUCAUUCUCACGCCGCCCAUGGCAUGGAUGCUGCACACCACACAUCUCGUACGACCAGUUUUUUCGAGCACAUUAUUGCAGACAGAGCCCAAGCUGGGCCCUCCCCAUCAGUCGGAUCGCAUCAAGCGAUCCUGGCCAACUGAUAUUGAUGCCAGGGAUGCCAACCUGGUGAUGGUCUCACCGGACUGGUCCGACCUCGAAACUACCAUCGCAUGGUUGGAGAAUCAUCCAACAAUAGCGCAAGGCAUCGCUGAUCGACAGCGUGAGCUGUUCUACGACGGAGGAUAUCUGAGUCCUGCCGCUGAGACGUGCUACUGGAGAGCAUUGAUCAGGGGCUGGAGCAAGGUUGCAGAGCCCGAGGGCAGGGAGUGGACUGAACACAAGGGUGUCAGAUGGGAGCUCUUUAGUCUGGGAGAAUUCCAAUAG